Vollenhovia emeryi is the source of this 4437-nucleotide messenger RNA. Its product is annotated as peroxidasin-like. Gene Ontology annotation, cellular component: neuron projection membrane. Gene Ontology annotation, biological process: synapse organization. Lineage: Eukaryota; Metazoa; Arthropoda; Insecta; Hymenoptera; Formicidae. The transcript is spliced from 6 exons. The coding region runs from base 1298 to 2197 and encodes 299 amino acids. The record is from RefSeq and is a predicted model, not a curated record.
GGUAAAUCUGCCACCGAAACAAGACGUGGUGCGUGCCGUCAUGCUAUAUACAAUGUCGCGUACGCGUACGGUCGACGUGACGAUUUCUUAAAAUAGCGCGGGGUGACAGCUCGCGGGCCGGGAGACUCGGCAUGGAGAGUCGCGGCGGGUGGAGUUUCGCGUUGACGGUCGAAACGUAGCCGGCGCGGAGGUGGAGGACGAGAGAGAAAGACGGGAAAGGAGAUUUAAAAAAAGAAAAGAAAGGGGGGAGAACGCGGUUUCGAGCGAUGAGACGUUGGUCAUAAGAAAGGGGUGGAUUGCGACGAGCGUGAAAUUGUGUGGCGGAAGCAGUUAUGCGGUGAACGGAGAACAUUUGUACGACCGGACCGCUGGCUGCGCGAUCUCGAGCGAUCUCGAGCGGAGCGACGGGACGAAGACGAGGGUACGGAAGUUACUUUCGAGCCGGGCGAAUCGCGCGCGAUCGAUCGGUCGCGACGAAUUCGAUCUGGCGGCGCGCAGUGUCGAUCGCUGGUGCUUCAUCGUUGCCGCCCUGACAGAUUGGAGAACCAAGUGAAAGAUAAAAAGAGACGGAAGUGUUAUCAAGACGGAAGUGUCAUCAAGACGGAAGUGUUGUCGAGGCGGAAAUGUUAUCGUAUCUCGCCGUGCAUCGUGUGACUCCGCGAUAAUCUUGAAUUUUCGGGACGUUGCCGAGGCGGAUCGCGCACGUACGCGCGACGGAAGUCGGGACCGCCCUACGACGGGGAUUCCCCGAUUGGCAACCCCGAAAAACCGCCGAGGUCGCCGCGCGGUCCUUUCAACCGGAAGAUUUAAACCGACGAGUGGAAGGAGCGCGAAGAUCCCAGCGAGGACCCCGCGGAAGCGGAGCGGACGAGGAGGAUAUAGGUGGAAAGUUUGAACGGAGCACGCGGCACGUCGCCCGUCGAAAGUUUCGCCAUAAUCAUUUCCGUGCGCGUUAUCGCUUACGUGGCGACCGCAGGAAGUAGACGACAAACCGAAGUGCGGGAAAUCGCGCGUCGCUUUCUUACGGGGAACCUGGACCGCCGUGCCCGUCGCGAUAAUUGAUCCCUUCAGGUGGAUCGAAAUCCUCGGAUUAAUCGCGGCCGAAUCGCCGCUCGCCUCGCUCCAGCCGCGGACCCGGGCCACGCCGAGAUCGUGCGUCAAUAAUCGGCGUGAUAAGACCUGGUGUCGCCUGGUGGGAUAUGUCAGUGAGUGGAUGGUGGUGGUUAACGAUCUCGCUGAGGAGGAUGUGAAUCGUUUCAGUAUCAAAGUGUAAGCGUCUCCCGAAACAGUCGCGGAAAUGGCUCUGAGAUGGCAAGCGAGGCUCUCAAUUGCUGCCAUACUCUUCAUGUGCACGGAAGAUACGUUGAGUCUAGGAGAUCGGGCGAUAGAUAACAUGGACAGACACGCGAUCCAGACCAGACCUCGGCAACAAAUGCUGGAUCAUUCUUCCGGUCCGAAGUCGAAACCGGAACCCACCUUCGACCACACGCAGAACACCAACGUGACGGCCCUGAUUGGAAAAACUGCAUACCUCACGUGCCGAGUUCGCAAUCUAGGCGACAAGACUGUGUCCUGGGUCAGGCACAGAGACAUCCACAUCCUGACUGCGGGAGCGUACACGUACACGAGUGACCAGCGAUUUCAAGCACUGCACAGACAAAACACGGGCCACAGCAACGAAUGGUCCGAGUGGACCCUCUGCAUAAAGUGGGCGCAGGAGCGAGACCAGGGAAUCUACGAAUGUCAGAUUUCCACCAUACCUGUCAGGUCGCAUCAGUUUCGCUUAAACGUCGUCGUACCUACGGCGACGAUACUGGGCGGCCCCGAGUUGUACGUCGGUGCUGGCAGCACGAUAAACCUGACGUGUGCCAUACGCUUCAGUUCGGAGCCACCAGCCUACAUCUUCUGGUACUACAAUGAGAACGUUCUGAGCUACGACAGUCCCAGGGGUGGCGUCUCAGUGAUAACCGAGAAGGGUGGCGACGUUACCACCUCCUGGCUUCUCAUUCAGACGGCGCAGCCCUCGGACUCCGGGGAGUACAGCUGCAAGCCCAGCAACGCCAAUACGGCGUCCAUCAGGGUUCAUGUCCUAAAUGGCGAGCGACCGGAAGCGAUGCAGACCGGGACCGCGGGGCCGAUACUGUCCUCGAGUUGUCUAUUGGUGUCCCUCAUCAUUUUGUACAUAUCCUCGGUGUAAACGAAAAUGAAGACAGCGUCUGCAGCCGAAGAUCACGGUACUCCGUCGCGAAGCGGGAAAAGUUUGUUACAAAGGUGAUGUCGUAACACCUUUAAAACGAUCUGUUUGAGAGGUUUCCUUUGUUCCAAUCUUCACCUUUGAGGACAUCUUGACGCAGUCGUGGAAACGACCGGAUUCUCCGAGAAAUCCCUUUGCUUCUUCAGAUCCGCGUCUUCUUUAUCCCGACAGCUGGGAAUCUUUUAUCAAGAAUGCUCCUUUUUCGCCAACGAUAAGUAACUAAGGGGCUUGAAGGAACUCCGUCAAGCGGUUACCUCUGACACCAUUUCGCCAGGCAACCGUAUUCCAAAAACACAGGAUAGCGAAUUAAGGCCGGGGCAAGGUAAACGCGGACAUCAAAAUCCAGGUAAAGCUCCCACGCAUUAUUCACAUGUUCGUUGGCGCCACAACGUUUUUUUUCCCCCCUUUAGCCCCUUUGCGCGCGUACGCUACGUAACAAUCGAAUGCGUGGAAAACCGGUUCUUUGUACAAUUGGAAGCAUUAACAUCGUUCAGAAUGCCCGCAUUUACCAAAGGACUUCACAGCGUGCGAUCCAUCGAUUCUCUUCGUUCUUCCGCGAGAUAAAACAACCGUUUCACCAUUAAUUGAACGAGUGAGGGGACAAAAAAAGCAAUAGAAGGUAAAAAGAUCUCCUAAAAAAGGAUCCUCUAUAGAGAAAUUUGACUGCUAAACGCGCACGCUUCAAUAUUUCGCAAUAGACUCGUUGAACAGUUUGAUUAAGCAAGAAUAUUGUUCUAGAGAAACGUGUGCCUCAUAAUAAAUGCACAGAAAAUUUAGCUUAAUAAUUUUUGAGACGUUAAUUAAUAUCUAUUAUUAAAGACACUGAAUACGGUAUAAUUACAAAGCUUUGUUUAAACAAGAUUGAUAAUUCUUCGAUAUAUUAUUUCUCCGCUAAUUUAUUGGUAUACAAAGGAGCAAACGGAGUAGCGAAGUAUAAAGUUUCUCGGAAAUAUUGGUGUGCAAUUAAAUCGUAAAAAUUCCCACGGUAUUAAAAGGUACAAAUGCAUUUGUACCUUUCCACGAUACCAUGGUAUCGUGGAAAUGAUAUAAUAAAUCUUCGAUUAAAAUACAUACAUCCUCUUUUGACGCGAGAAGAACUGUAGAUUUGAUACGAAACACUCGUCAGCCGCUAAUCGAGAUCGUUUCGGGGGAAGUGUUCACAAACAGCAUAUUGAAUGCGAAGUACGUUUCGCAAUAUAGUUAAUUUUUGCCUUAAAAGGCAACUUAUUACCUGCAUUAAAUUGACUUUUGUUCAAGAGGCUUGUCGUUAGUAAUUUUUUCAAAUAGCGGAAUAAGUGGCAAAAAUAAAUUGACGUUCUCGAUAAGAAGAAAAAACGCGGCAUGAAGAACAAAUAAAUGUGCUGCAAUCGAGCUUGCAAUACUUUGCAGCAAAAAGUACACGUGAAUUUUUCUCUUUUCAGCCCUUAGUGUUUGUCGGGAAAUUUUACCCGACUAAUUUAGUUUCUUCCUUCAAGUGAUUACGUUACGGACAAAGCGCACUUUACGCACGACUGACACAAUCGUUGCUAUUUCCCAACCGUUUUCACCAGUGAGAUCGGUAUUGGACUGUAAGAUUAUGGAAAUAGAAUAUUUAACUAGCACAGUCCGCCAACUUUUAAUAACCGCGCACUGGCGUUGCUCCAAAUUAAGGGUAACUGGCCACUGGUGACACAUCUUCCUAAAAAGUUUCCGUCGCACUGAAAAUUUCAGCGCUUGUUGCACUCCUCUUUGUCAAAAAAGAGAGAAAAGAAUGCGAGCAUCGAAUACUGCAGCCGUAUAUUAAAAUGUUAUGGACACUGCCAUAAAAAGUGACUAUGUACCAAAGACGAUUACGGAAAAUUCGAUAAAAGUAUAUCAAAUUAAUUUAUUGUUUCUUAUUUAACAAACACAAACAACGUUUAUUUAUACAACGGAGUUUAUAAAAAUAGCGUUUUUUUCUUCGUGGAUUAAAUUGUGAGAUAUUAAAUUGUAUAGAUUGUAUUGUUACGUCGACAAUCGAUAUUGAUAGCUUAUAGAAUAUUAAAAGCACAAAAUGAUAUUUCACAAUAUUACUGAUCCUCUUGUUAUACAAUCUUAUUUCUCCUGCCGUUCUAUGUAUCUUCUCAGUAUUCAUUACUUCAGUUUACCUGUCCGCCUCUCGUUGCUUUACAUUUCGCAAACAGCCUCAAUUUCUCUCCCAAUUU